CCCCGGCCGGUGCAGAUGGCGGGAGCUGGGCGCCGGGCGGCGGGCCCGGCGGGGACAGCGGGCCCUGGGGGCCCUGUGGGCCCGGGGCGGCGGCAGCAGCAGCAGCUGCAGGGGAAGCAGCGCUCGGCGCCGUGGUGCAGGCCGCGCAGCAAAGAAAAGAAGAAAGUGAAUUGCAAGCCCAAGAACCAGGAUGAGCAGGAAAUCCCGUUCCGGCUCCAGGAGAUUAUGAGGAGCCGCCAGGAAAUGAAAAACCCAGUCAGUAACAAGAAGAGGAAGAAAGAAGCCCAAGCGACCUUCAGAAAGACGCUGGAGAAGGAAGCAAGGGGAGUGGAUCCAGACAUCGCCGUGCCCAAGUUCAAGCAGAGGAAGUGGGAGUCCGAUGGGGCCUAUGUCCAGCGCAUGGAGCAGGAGGCCCAGCAUGUGCUGUUCCUCAGCAAGAACCAGGCCGACCAGCAGCCUGAGGUGCAGGCGGCUCCCAAGAAGAAGUCGGAGCGGAAGAAAGCGUUCCAGAAGCGGCGACUGGAUAAAGUCCGGCAGAAGAGACAGGAAAAGGCAGUGAAGAGGCUAGAGCAGGAGCUGCUCCAAGACACGGUGAAGUUUGGAGAGGUCGCCCUGCAGCCCCCCGAGCUGACCGCUAAGCCCAGGAAGAGCAUGAGUGUGGGCCCGCCCGGCAAGAAAUCACUGAUGCUGGGGAUGCUUCUGAGCCCUGGCGGUGUGUCCCAGCCUCCAUCCACCUCGAUGGCCCGACAGAGGAUCGUGGCGGAGGAGAGAGAGCGGGCUGUGCAGGCCUACAGGGCGAUAAAGAAGCUGCAGCAGCGGCAGCAGGGGGCCCAGUCGGCCCACCUCCCUGCCAGGAAGAAGCCACAGACAUGUUGAUGAUGGCGAGACCAGGACUGCUGCAAUGGGUGGGGGUGAGCGAGCAGGGGAGCCCAGAGAUCAGUCCUUUCUCUGGACACACCCCAGGACAUGGAGCCUGUCGCACCUACUCCCAAAUUCAGGGAAGGGCUCCGGUCUUUGCUCUCAUCUUUCCUCCCUAAAGACUAUGCUUUCGUGAUUGACCACUUGCCAGGUCCAUGUCCCACAUGGGACAUCAUCUGUGCCUACUCCCAUAGAUGUGGCCAGCGCCUGGUCACACCCGGUGCCAUUCCCAUGAGCCUAGCAUCACCCUCAGAUCCAGGGUGAGACAACUGUGGACCAAUCCCAUAAUCCCGUCUUUGAAUGCUAAUUAAUCAUAGACACUGCUGACUUAGGUCCACCAAGUCCAUCACAGGCUCCCAUUCAACAGAGCAGCACAGCUGGACACAGGCAGGCAGCGGCCAGUGCAGGAGAGGAAAGAGAUUCUGGGAUGAAGUGGUCAGCAUCCAGACCAUCUCAGAGUGCCACUGCUGAGUCCCCGGGGCAGGUGGAGUCCACCCAGGCUUCGGUUCUGACAUGGAGACGUCGAGAGGGCAUGCGUACCAAGAAGGUUUCACAAGGAAGCCAUCUUUGGAGAAAGAGCCGCCUUAGCAGUUGGCAUAGUCACCUACAGGGCAUAUAAAGUCAGCAGGGGCACCCAUCACUGAGGACUCAAGUGAUUUAACAUAGUGUGUUGUAAGUUUCAGGGGUUGGUGUUUUUGGAGGUUCAUUUUUAGCUGAGUUACCCCAUACUUGGCCAGUGAAGAUCUUUCUUGCCUGGCCAGUGUGGUUGGAGCAUUAUCCUGUGCCCUGUAGGGUUGCGGUUUGAUUCCUGCUCAGGGCACAUGCUCAGGUUGCAGGUUCGAU
Molecule: messenger RNA, 1761 nt
Organism: Molossus molossus (Pallas's mastiff bat)
Lineage: Eukaryota; Metazoa; Chordata; Mammalia; Chiroptera; Molossidae
Gene: CCDC137
Product: coiled-coil domain containing 137
Exons: 6
Coding region: 16-876 (286 amino acids)
Source: RefSeq, a predicted model, not a curated record